Molecule: messenger RNA, 1598 nt
Organism: Nylanderia fulva
Lineage: Eukaryota; Metazoa; Arthropoda; Insecta; Hymenoptera; Formicidae
Source: RefSeq, a predicted model, not a curated record
UUAGUUGUCAGUAACCAUGGUGAAGGAUGUGUUAAUAACGAUAAUGUGCGUACAACCUUCUUCCAGUAAUUACUUCACGUGCUAUCAACGAGAAAAUCCAGGACAAAAGUGUAGUGAAAAAGUGACAUCAAAUAUAAUCUCAUUGCAUAUACAAUUAUAAUACCUAAUCAGCUGAAAGCUAACGAGAAGAAUAUUCAAAUCGAGUGACUGAAAUCUUCAAAGAACAUAAUACGAGAAAGGAAGUAAUUAUGAAGCUAUUCGGACGUCCAAAAACUUGGCCGAGACGAUGGCACCAGUGAUAACCCUAAAUCGUUUAAUAGGUCUUCGUGUUUUUGAAUAUCCACGUGGUCGGCCAAGACCUGUACUUAGCCUAAUUUAUCUUUGUUUCUUUAUGGUUUGUGCUGUGGUGGCUCAAGAUAUUUGCAAAAAGAAUACUAUUCAAAUGUUCAUUUAAUGAAGCUGGAAUACUUUCUGUAUGAUACAUCAGAAGUUAUUGUUAUUUAUAUGAUCCUUUUGAAAUUACUGCUAGGUUGGUGGUACACAAAGAAAUUUCAAACUUGCUAUAAGAAAAUCUUUGAGAUCGACGAAACAUUGCGACAACUUGGAUCGGCAAUAAACUAUGAUAAAAUAUAUUUACAAUACUCGGUGUAAUGUUUGUCUGGUUUUAUUCAACUUAACUACGUGCAUUGUGGUCUUUAUUGUAUUGUGGAUGCAAACAGAUGCAUAUACUGCAAUCAGCAAUUCAAUGGCAUAUUUAUAUAUCCUGACUGUCAAUUCUAUUAUCAUUUUCGAAUUCUACAUAUUAGUAAAAUGCUUACAAAUAAAAUUUAAAUUAAUUAACAAACUCUUAUAUAAAAGUAUCUCAGCAUUAUCAGCAAAAGAGAUAAAGUUGGGCUUUUUUGAAAUGAAAGAUUAUGCUGAAAUCAUGGAUGUUGAGCGACAAAACUGUUUAAUUCCUAUGAAGAUAUUAUCUUACCGUCGAAAGAAACAAUUACGAGGAGAACUUCGAAAUCGAUCUCAAAGACACAAUUUCGUAACGACUGAAGAUCAGAAACAUAUGUAUCUGUUACAAAUAAUCAAACAAGUUCAUCUAGAAUUGUGUAAAGUAUCAAAAACAAUAUGUAUAAUCUUCGGCGUCCAAACAGCUUGCGAAAUAGGAAUAACAAUUAUGUUGUUAACGGGAACUCUCUACAAUUUGUACAUUCGGUUUUAUGUACAAGAGCACAAGCUCACAAACAUUUUAAUGCAGCAAUCAAUUAUAAUAAUCUUAACAAGUAUUCUUGAUAUUUUGAAAAUUACAUUUUUAAGUCGCGUUUGCAAAAAUGCAGCCGAUGAGGGAAAUAAAACUAUGGAGAUUAUUUAUUCGAUUUACGGAUGUGAUACAGAAUCUGGUAUGCAAGAAGAGAUUCAGCAAUUUGGUAUUCAAAUAUUGCAAAGUCCGGUGAGAUUUUCUGCGUAUGGUAUUUUUUUGGAUAAUCAAGUUCUAACUAUGAUGCUGAAAAUUAUAACAACCUACUUAGUUAUCAUGAUACAAGUAAGCGACUCAUUGGAGUCUGACGAAACUAUUCAAAAUGUAUAAUAUAAAUUAUAAAUACAUG